Messenger RNA from Dipodomys ordii (Ord's kangaroo rat), 3604 nucleotides. It is a transcript of the gene Itgb1, whose product is annotated as integrin, beta 1 (fibronectin receptor, beta polypeptide, antigen CD29 includes MDF2, MSK12). The record is from RefSeq and is a predicted model, not a curated record. Gene Ontology annotation, biological process: cell adhesion mediated by integrin; integrin-mediated signaling pathway; cell-matrix adhesion. The transcript is spliced from 15 exons. Gene Ontology annotation, molecular function: C-X3-C chemokine binding; integrin binding; collagen binding involved in cell-matrix adhesion. Gene Ontology annotation, cellular component: integrin complex; cell surface; focal adhesion. Lineage: Eukaryota; Metazoa; Chordata; Mammalia; Rodentia; Heteromyidae. The coding region runs from base 3 to 2417 and encodes 804 amino acids.
AGAUGAAUUUACAAUUUAUUGUUUGGAUUGGACUGAUCAGUUCAGCUUGCUGUGUGUUUGGCCAAACAGAUAAAAAUAGAUGUUUAAAAGCAAAUGCCAAGUCAUGUGGAGAAUGUAUACAAGCAGGGCCAAAUUGUGGAUGGUGCACAAAUUCAACGUUUCUACAAGAAGGAAUGCCUACUUCUGCACGAUGUGAUGAUUUAGAAGCCUUAAAAAAGAAAGGAUGCCAUCCAGAUGACAUAGAAAAUCCCAGAGGUUCCAAAAAUAUAAAGAAAAAUAAAAAUGUCACCAACCGGAGCAAAGGAACAGCAGAGAAGCUCCAGCCGGAAGACAUUACGCAGAUCCAACCACAGCAGUUGGAUCUGCAUUUACGAUCAGGGGAGCCACAGACAUUUACAUUAAAAUUCAAGAGGGCUGAAGACUAUCCCAUUGAUCUCUACUACCUUAUGGACCUUUCUUACUCCAUGAAAGAUGAUCUGGAGAAUGUAAAAAAUCUUGGAACAGAUCUGAUGAAUGAAAUGAGGAGGAUCACUUCAGACUUCCGGAUUGGUUUUGGCUCAUUUGUGGAGAAAACUGUGAUGCCUUAUAUUAGUACAACACCAGCAAAGCUCAGGAAUCCUUGCACAAGUGAACAGAACUGCACUAGCCCAUUUAGCUACAAAAAUGUUCUCAGCCUCACUGAUAAAGGAGAGGUAUUUAACAAGCUUGUUGGGAAACAGCGCAUAUCUGGAAACUUGGACUCUCCUGAGGGUGGAUUUGAUGCCAUCAUGCAGGUUGCUGUGUGUGGAUCACUGAUUGGCUGGAGGAACGUCACCCGGCUGCUGGUGUUUUCCACGGAUGCCGGCUUUCACUUUGCUGGUGAUGGGAAGCUUGGUGGCAUUGUUUUACCAAACGAUGGACGGUGUCAUCUGGAAAAUAAUGUCUACACAAUGAGCCAUUACUAUGAUUAUCCGUCUAUUGCUCACCUUGUCCAGAAACUCAGCGAAAAUAAUAUUCAGACAAUUUUUGCAGUUACUGAAGAAUUUCAACCUGUUUAUAAGGAACUAAAAAAUUUGAUCCCUAAGUCAGCAGUGGGAACAUUAUCUGGUAAUUCUAGCAAUGUAAUUCAGUUGAUCAUUGAUGCCUACAAUUCCCUUUCCUCAGAAGUCAUUUUGGAAAACAGCAAAUUGCCAGAAGGAGUAAUGAUAAAUUACAAAUCCUACUGCAAGAAUGGGGUGAAUGGAACAGGGGAAAAUGGAAGAAAGUGUUCCAAUAUCUCCAUAGGAGAUGAGGUUCAAUUUGAAAUAAGCAUAACUGCAAACAAAUGUCCAGAAAAAGUUUCUGGAAACAGUAAGAAUUCUGAAACCAUUAAAAUUAAGCCUCUGGGCUUUACUGAAGAAGUAGAGAUUAUUCUUCACUUCAUCUGUGAAUGUGAAUGCCAAAAUGAAGGCAUUCCUGAAAGUCCCAAGUGCCAUGAAGGGAAUGGGACAUUUGAGUGUGGAGCUUGUAGGUGUAAUGAGGGUCGUGUUGGCAGACAUUGUGAAUGCAGUACAGAUGAAGUUAACAGUGAAGACAUGGAUGCUUACUGCAGGAAAGAGAACAGCUCAGAAAUCUGUAGUAACAAUGGAGAAUGUGUCUGUGGACAAUGUGUGUGUCGGAAGAGGGAUAAUACAAACGAAAUUUAUUCUGGCAAAUUCUGCGAGUGUGAUAAUUUCAACUGUGAUAGAUCCAAUGGCUUAAUCUGUGGAGGAAAUGGAAUUUGUAGGUGUCGUGUGUGUGAGUGCUACCCCAACUACACUGGGAGCGCAUGUGACUGCUCUUUGGAUACUGGUCCAUGCACUGCAGUAAAUGGACAGAUCUGUAAUGGCCGGGGCAUCUGUGAGUGUGGUGUCUGCAAGUGUACAGACCCAAAGUUUCAAGGUCAAACUUGUGAGACGUGUCAGACCUGCCUUGGUGUUUGUGCUGAGCAUAAAGAAUGUGUUCAGUGCAGAGCCUUCAAUAAAGGAGAAAAGAAAGACACGUGUGCACAGGAAUGUUCACAUUUCAACCUGACUAAGGUAGAAAAUCGGGACAAGUUGCCCCAGCCUGUCCAGGUGUAUCCUGUGACCCACUGUAAGGAGAAGGAUGUGGAUGACUGCUGGUUCUACUUUACCUACUCAGUGAACGAGAAUAAUGAAGCCAUUGUUCAUGUUGUGGAGACUCCAGAUUGCCCCACUGGUCCAGACAUCAUUCCAAUCGUAGCUGGUGUGGUUGCUGGAAUUGUGCUGAUUGGCCUUGCCUUACUGCUGAUUUGGAAGCUUUUAAUGAUAAUUCAUGACAGACGGGAAUUUGCUAAAUUUGAAAAGGAGAAAAUGAAUGCUAAAUGGGACACGGGUGAAAAUCCUAUUUACAAGAGUGCUGUGACAACUGUGGUCAAUCCGAAGUACGAGGGAAAAUGAGUCCUACCUGUCAGAUUUCAUAACACUGAAUGCAAAGUAGCAAUUUUCGUAGUCACAGUAAGGUAGCUUUAGGGCACUGUUGCCAUGGUUUUAUUCAUAUGCAGGUUUUGAAAAUGUAUAAUAUGUAUAAUUUUAAUUUUUUUUUUAAUUUUGAAAAUGAUGUGUUAAAAUCCAUACCAGGGACUGACAAAGACUUGAGACAGGAUUGUUAUCCUUGUCAGCUAAGGUCACAGUGUGCCUUUUUGACCUCUUCUUCCUGGAUGGUGAAAUCCAACUACCAUUGGAUUACUGACAUUUCUAGCAUGAUGGAAAGGCCAAGAGUUGAAGGAGCACCAUAAGUUUCUGCUAAUAGGAUGUAUGAUUAGCCUCUCCUAAUGAUGCAUUAAGACUGAUUUUCAUAUUUUCAGAUAUGCCAGUUUUCAAUUACACCAAAUUGGAAGUACAAGUCCUGUUAGCUAGUGUUGGCUUGUUUUCAAUCUAUUCCACUAACUGCCUAUUUGGACAUGACUGAUUGACAUAGCUGAAACACAGUAUGUUAAGAAUUUUUGGUAAAAUAACUAUUAAUAGUUGAUGUACAAAAAGCCAUAGGAAGAAAUCAGAGUUAGGAAGGAAAAACAGAUAGCUUUAAAACCUGUGUGCCAUUUUAAGAGUUACUUAAUCUUGGUAACUUUUAUGCCUUCUUUUUUAUAAAUUCAAACCUUGGAUAAAAAUCCUGGGAAUUUUUCUGCUCGAGUACUUGAUUUAGCACUAUUUACAUUAAGGCCAUAACUUAUAUAGCAUUUGCUGACUGUGGGGACCUUUUAGAUUUUUUUAUUUUUUAGUUUAAUUUGGUGCUUUUAAUCACCUCUCCUAAUCUUCAAAUGUAUCUGUUUGCAAUUUAGGGGUAAGCCUUUUUUUUUUUUUUAUCAGUACUUUCUCUUUGAAGUUUUAGCUGUAAUUUUGCGUUUUCAUGAAGAUGUGAAGUUGAACAUAUGAUGCUGCUUAUCCAGCAGCAAUCACCUAGGCAAGUCUUACCUUCAGCUGUGCUGCAGCAGACUGCCAUGCUUCCCACUCACUCUGCCAAUUGCUGGUCUGUUUCUUAUUGUUCAUGUUCUCGUUUUAAGUGCCUUUUAAUUUUAACUCACUUUUUACAACGCUAUUUACUGAAGUUAUUUAUUAAAUAAAAUGGCUAAAAUACUUUAAUUGGA